AUGAAUCCACCUUCAGUUUCACCAGUACCUUCCGCAGUCUCCUCCACUACCGCUUCACAGUCUUCAAACGAUCCUCGAGAUGGAGAUCCUCAGCUAACACGCGCUCUCGCGGGCAUGAAUUUGUCCUCUGUCAACGGGGAUGUGCUGCCCAUUCCUCCCUCGGCAGCGAAAAACGCCAGACCAACGAUGGCAAACCGUAUCUCUCGGAUGUUCUCCGCCACGGGAAAAUCGACUCCAAGGGAGUCAGAUCCUCACCGAGAUUUCUCUGACAGCAGUACAGAAAGCAUAAAGUCACCCGCGAAUGGCAGCGGGAAGCAGUCAAAACCAUCAUCAAGGCCUUCUUCCAUAGCUCCCUCCCGACAGACCUCAACGAAGGAGGAUAGCGACAGAAAGCCAAAACUUGCAAAUGGCAAGGAUCAAAAGGAUGGCGUGGUCGCACACAAGCGGUUUGAAGUGCUUCCGGAAAGCGCACAUUGUCAUCAUCUUAAGAGUGCAAAACGGCAGGAGAAGCUAACCGAUCUGCUCCGGGAUAUACUCGGCGGUGGUAGGAAAAAAGACGACCAUGUAGAAGAUCAGCAGCUGUCACUCAUGUCUACUUGGAUCGAUCAAUUCAAGAAUGAACGUGAUAAGUUGGCCGCAGAUAAAAAGGGUGGCCCUAAUGCCACCGCUUCGUUGGUUGACAAAUAUGGCAAAUGCCAGGAAAUUGUUGGACGAGGCGCAUUCGGUAUCGUGAGAAUAUCACACAAGGUGGACCCGAAAGAUUCUAGAAUGGAACAACUUUAUGCAGUAAAGGAGUUUCGCCGUCGCCCCCAGGAGACCGCCAAAAAGUACCAGAAGCGGCUGACAUCUGAGUUCUGUAUUUCAUCAUCCCUCCGUCACCCUAACGUUAUCCACACCCUUGACCUUCUGCAGGAUGCUAAGGGUGACUACUGCGAGGUCAUGGAGUAUUGUGCUGGUGGUGAUCUUUAUACCCUCGUGCUCGCUGCAGGAAAGCUUGAGGUCGCCGAAGCCGAUUGCUUUUUCAAGCAGCUUAUGCGAGGUGUGGAGUACAUGCACGAGAUGGGUGUGGCCCAUCGUGAUCUUAAACCUGAAAAUCUCCUUCUGACUACCCAUGGAGCCUUGAAGAUUACAGACUUCGGAAAUGGCGAGUGCUUCCGAAUGGCUUGGGAGAAAGAAGCUCAUAUGACGGCGGGGCUUUGUGGCUCAGCUCCUUAUAUCGCACCCGAGGAGUACGUUGAGAAGGAAUUCGAUCCACGGGCAGUUGAUCUAUGGGCGACUGGUGUCAUCUACAUGGCCAUGAGGACGGGGCGCCAUCUAUGGCGAGUUGCCCGAAAGGAUGAAGAUGAAUUCUACCAACGGUAUCUCGAGGGUCGCAAGCAUGAGGAUGGUUACGCUCCGAUUGAAACCCUGCAUCGGGUAAGGAUUGCAUCAGAAUAUUUAAAUGAACCGCUGAAGCUUACAAGCAACCCCCAGGCUCGGUGCCGCAAUGUGAUAUACUCCAUUUUAGAUCCGAACCCCUCCCGUCGUAUCAAUGCCUCGCAGGUCCUUAAAUCCGAGUGGGUUCGCGAGAUUAAGCUUUGCAAGGCUGGCGAGGAAGGGUUCUGA
This is a messenger RNA of Aspergillus tanneri, 1605 nucleotides long. Its product is annotated as serine/threonine protein kinase SAT4. Gene Ontology annotation, biological process: protein phosphorylation; intracellular monoatomic cation homeostasis; intracellular signal transduction. The record is from RefSeq and is a predicted model, not a curated record. The transcript has a single exon. Gene Ontology annotation, molecular function: ATP binding; protein serine/threonine kinase activity. Lineage: Eukaryota; Fungi; Ascomycota; Eurotiomycetes; Eurotiales; Aspergillaceae. The coding region runs from base 1 to 1605 and encodes 534 amino acids.